AUGGCUCCGAAUUAUGCCAAUAUUUUUAUGUCCAUUCUUGAAUCCAAACUCAUUGCUUCAUUCCCUCGUAAACCUCUGUUCUACCGACGUUACAUUGACGACAUGUUCAUAAUUUGGCCACACGGAGAAUUCAACCUUAAGACAUUUAUGGAUCAUGUGAACAACUUUCACCCUCAUAUUAAGUUCACAUCUGAAUAUUCUCACACAUCCAUACCUUUCCUGGAUGUAGCAGUUACCAUCAAUAACAAUCGUAUCUCCACAUCUUUGCACUCUAAAUCCACAGACAGUCACGCAUACUUAAACUUUCACAGCUCACAUCCAUUAGGUCUGAAAAAGUCUAUAAUAUUCAGCCAAUGCCUCCGUAUCAAACGGAUAUGCUCAGACAUUAAUGAUUACAAUUUCCAUGUUAACAACCUAGCGGGAUUUUUUCUCAGUCGUGGCUAUCCUCUUAACCUCAUUAAAUCCCAAAUUACUAAGGCAGCAAGACGUUCACGGCAAGACCUCUUAUCUCCUAAAAUCCGCCCCACAUGCAAUCGCAUUCCCCUCAUCCUUGAUUUUCACCCCUCCAUCACGUCCUUAUCUAGAACUAUUAGAAAUGACUUCACCCCACUUCAACGCAAUGAAUCCACCCGACUCCUAUUUGACCAACCGCCGUUACUCGCAAGCCGUCAACCCCCUAACCUCAAAAUGAUCCUCACAUCCUCAUGCUUGUCACCACCUAAAAGAGGCAACUCUAAAUGCAACAAACCACGAUGCAUGAUCUGCAAACUACUCAUCACUGACACACAAAUUAAACUACCCCACUCUUCUCAUACCAUUCAUCCUCCUGCCCUGACUUGCGAUUCUUCUAAUGUCAUAUACCUCCUCACUUGUUUCAAAUGUAACAAAGGGACCUACAUCGGGGAAACUGGCGCUAAAUUUAGAUUAAGAUUUAACAAUCACAAACAAAGCAUCCGCAAAGGUAACACAGACGGCUUUCAUGUGGCCGAACAUUUCAACUCUCCUGACCACAACAUCAACGACAUUCGCUGUGCACUCAUUGCUUGCAAUUUCAAAUCACUCAAAGAACGACGUCAAUCUGAACUGAAACUCAUAAUGAAAUAUAAAACACACAUUUUUGGUCUUAAUAAAGACCUGGGUAUCAUUAGUGACAACACCUUCCCCCAUGCUGAUUCUGCUAAUUAA
Anneissia japonica is the source of this 1185-nucleotide messenger RNA. RefSeq lists its product as uncharacterized. The transcript has a single exon. The record is from RefSeq and is a predicted model, not a curated record. Lineage: Eukaryota; Metazoa; Echinodermata; Crinoidea; Comatulida; Comatulidae. The coding region runs from base 1 to 1185 and encodes 394 amino acids.